CUCGAGGAUUUUUCUCAGAAAAACUCGCAGGGAAUGCCUGUUUCAUCCAUUCAAUAGAUCGAGGUUCGAACAUCACUUUUGGGAAAAGAACAAAAUGCUCAGAACCUUGUUUCUGAUUUCCUUGUUGAUUCAUUCGAUCGUAGCCCAAAAAUCUGCACUUCCACCAAAAGCUGCUGCACCUGCACCUGUACCUGUACCUGCAACUGCAACUGCACCUGCACCUACACCUGCAACUGCACCUCAAUUAACGAAAUGGUCAACAUUGAGUGGUAAUGAGCCUCUUGUAAUUGCGCGUGGUGGUUAUUCGGGACUCUUCCCUGAAGGCACUCCAGACGCCAUUGCACUAGCAAGAGAUAUAAGCAUUUUAUUGUGCAAUCUUCAGUUGUCCAAAGAUGGCGGGGCUUUUUGUAUCACAGGAUCUACACUUGACAAUGCAACAACUAUAGAAUUCUUCGAUACUAAGCAAAGUACCUACAAUAUUAAUGGGAAGGACGUGAAAGGACACUUUUCAGUGGAUUACAAUUCAGAACAGAUUGCCAUGAAUAUAUCAGUGAUUCAGGCCAUAUUUUCACGACCCAGUGCUUACGAUGGUCUUGAUCCAGUUCUGAACCUUGAUGCUCUGAUGAGUGGGAAAAACCCUCCGAGGUUUUGGUUGAAUGUUCAGAAUGCAGCAUUCUACCAUGAAAAGGGAGUAAAGGUGGUAGAUAUUGUUUUGGAAUUACUGAAUGCGUAUCAAAUAGAAUUUGUUUCAGCUUCAGAUAUGGGGUUCUUGAAGAGUCUGAUUGAGAAAACAAAUAGGCAACCGAAGGUGGUGUUUCAACUUCUUAAUGCUAAGGAUGUGGAACCUUCAACCAAGAAGCCAUAUGAAAGUGUUAUAAAGGAUAUUGCUACAAUAAAGUCAUUUGCAACAGGCAUAAUGGUCCCAAAAGAAUACAUAUGGCCCCUUAAAGCAGACAAAUAUCUGGGAAAUCCCACCACACUUGUGGCUGAUGCCCAUAAAUCAGGACUAGAAGUCUAUGCUUCUGGUUUUGCCAAUGAUUAUUUUACUAGCUAUUCUUAUAACUAUGAUCCUACCGCUGAGUACCUUCAAUUUUUCGACAACGGAGAUGUUGUUGAUGGUGUUGUCACCGAUUUCCCAUCAACAGCAUCAAAUGCUAUAGUUUGCUAUGCACACAAUAAUACCUUGACCAAAAAAGGACCAACUUUGGUCAUAAGCAACAAUGGUGCAAGUGGAGUGUAUCCAGGCAGCAGUGAUCUUGCAUAUAAGCAAGCAAUAGAUGACGGUGCCGACAUUAUAGAUUGUUCAGUUCAAAUGACAAGAGAUGGCAUUGCCAUCUGCUCAAAUAGCUCAGACCUAGGCCCAGAUACCAACGCAAUGACUAAAUUUAUGUCUCGAUCUUCAAAGGUCAAAGAAAUUCAACCCAAAUCGGGAAUAUUCUCCUUUGACCUUUCCUGGGGCGAGAUUCAGACAUUAAAACCUCAUAUUGUUAAAAACGGCGAUUUCCAAAGAAACCCUGCAAACAAAACCAGCGGUAAAAUGGUCAGCCUCCAAGAGUUUCUGGAGAUAGCCAAGACAAAGGAUGUUCCUGGCGUUUUGGUAAACAUUCAGAAUGCGGCGUACCUUGCAUCAAAAAAGGGUCUUGACAUUGUAGAUGCUGUUAGCAGUGCCUUGAAAAAUGCCAGCUUGGUCAACCAACAAGUCCUGGUUCAAUCAGACGACAGCUCCGUCCUAUCGAAGUUCAAAGAUAACCAGUCUUACAAAAGGGUAAUGUAUUUGACUGAAAAGAUUGGUAGUGUACCCAGAAAAACAGCGGACGAGAUAAAAAAGUAUGCGGAUGCAGUGAAUGUUCCAAAAACUUCUGUUAUCGAAGUAUAUGCCUCUUACUUGUAUCGAUUGACCAAUGUUGUAAAGGAGUUGAAAGAUGCAAACCUCACAGUAUUCGUUCGUACUCUUAAAAAUGAAUACACAUCACUGGCAUUCGACUACUGGUCAGACCCUAAUAUCGAGAUUGCUACUUACAUCCAGACUGCUAUGGUUGAUGGAGUAAUCACCGAUUUCCCAGCCACUUCGAGUAGAUUCGUCAGGAGUCCCUGUAGCGAUAUUAACAAUGAAUUUUCUAUCUUACCGGCCAGACCUGGUGAGCUACUGAAAACUACCCCACUCCAGGACCAGCCACAAGCGCAGGCACCACUUCCUCCUCUUGAGGUUGCAAACGUUGUUGACCCACCUCUUCCUCCGGUCAACGAGGCUUCCAAACCGGCUGAAUCUAGGGCUGCCGAUGAAACUCCACCUGCUGCUGAUGAUGCUACACCUGCUGCUGCCGACGCUCCUGCAGCUUCAGAUGCCAGAACAGAGCUUGCUAACUGUGGCUUCUCAGCGGCAGCCAUUUUGGUGCUUGCUACGCUCUUGCAUAGAAAUUAAUGUGAUUAACCCAGCAAAUGCUAGAGAACACUAACAUAACCCUAACAUUGGUUCUACAAUUACAUUCCAUCUUGUAUCAUAGAAACAACACGAGAUUGGUUCUACAAUUCUUAUACAUGGGUUAUUCUUCAGGCAACCAACCCAUUUGCCAACGCUUGCAUUUGGAUUAUUAGGAAUGCAAAAUCCGUGCCAAAUUACCAAAAUUUAUAGGCGUGCAACGCAAUGCACUGCGUCCGGUAUUUAAAAGGCACAAUCUUGAAAGACAGUGUAUAGAUUUAUAAUUAUUGAAACCAUUGCACGAACAGUAAUUAAUCUUCUUCCUUCAAAUGCAGCCGUGACAACUUUAAAUGAACUCCGCAAUCAUACAAUUACACAACAAUUUUAAAAUUGGAUUCUACUACAAUCUAACUAUAAAUAUAUAUAUAUAUAUAUAUAUAUAUAUA
This is a messenger RNA of Vigna unguiculata (cowpea), 2865 nucleotides long. Its product is annotated as glycerophosphodiester phosphodiesterase GDPDL7-like. Gene Ontology annotation, molecular function: glycerophosphodiester phosphodiesterase activity. Gene Ontology annotation, biological process: lipid metabolic process. Lineage: Eukaryota; Viridiplantae; Streptophyta; Magnoliopsida; Fabales; Fabaceae. The record is from RefSeq and is a predicted model, not a curated record.